AUGGUGGACGAUCUCAACUUACGCAUCGACCCUGCAUCCUCGGGACUCGCAUACUUCUUCUGCCGACAUGAUCUUCCUGAAAGUUUGGUUGCGAGGAUAGUGAUAGGCACACUCACUCGUCAGAUUAUCAACCUGUUUCCACAACGCUUAGCUAAUGUGGAAGCUAUGUAUACUGAGGGCUUCCGUUCACUCCUAGGCUUAAUGGAACGGGUUGUGCCUCGCCAGCACGCCGUUUACAUAAUACUUGAUGGCCUCGAUUUGUGCUCUCGAGCAGAAAGAGACAUAAUCCUCGAGCACUUGUCUCUCAUGGGUACAAAGUUCAAUAUACAUACCUGCGUUUCACUUCGCCUGGACCCUGAAGUAGAGCUACAUACUUUCUCUACAGAGCUUUCAGGAGAAAAGGCUGUGAGGUUUCCCAACAAUACUUCGGAUAUUGACGCAUUUGUCAGAACACAGUUAGAGGUUGCUCUAUCAAACCAAUCUUUGACUCUAGGCGACCCAUCCAUCAUUCUUGAAAUUCAGGAUGCGCUGUUACAAGGUUCACAGCACAUGUUUCUCUGGGUUGCUCUCCAAAUCCAAACGCUCUGCACGAUGCACACCGAUCAUGACAUUCGACAAGCGCUCAAUGACCUACCUCGGGACCUCUCUCAAAUUUACAGUCGGAUACUGCAGCAGGCAACGAGACCAAGCCGACCGUCACGAUCAGACAUAUUCAAGCUCAUAUUGACUUCGAGAACGCCACUUACGGUACAGGAAAUGCGAGAAGCUCUGAGCGUAGUUCCAGGAGAUACUACGUGGAACCCUGCCAAAGUUCUCAACAGCAUAUACCCGGCACUGGCGACCUGCGGUUGUCUUAUCACUGUUGACGAAGAGGAACACACGAUACGUACGGUCCAUCCAAGUGUGAAUCAAUUCUUGCUCCGCAAUGACUCCACGCCUCCGGAUAACGUGCAACAGGAUCAAUUUUCGCUGGAGGAUGCGCAAGCACUAACGUCGUCGAUCAUCGUCACCUACCUGGGGUACGGCAUAUUUGGAACAGAGAUUGCUCUUCGUUAUCCUUCAUUCAACGUAGGAUCCGUGCCUUCCCAGAUCAUCAGGUCCACAACACAUACAGGAAAAAGUGUUCAAUCCAUAGCCUUGAAGCUAUUGAGAUCCUCGAAAAGGACCGAAUUCUAUGCGUCGAAAGCUCUCGCACAGAAAUACAAGGAACAUAUUCCCUCAAGCUUGGGUGACUUCCAGUUCCAACAUUACGCAAAGAAGUAUGUCUUGCUUCACUUGACAGAACUUCCUGCCAUCUCAUGCGCCAUUCCAGAAAGUCUAGUCACAAUGUUCAAGCAUGGUGUAAUACGCAUCAGGGAAUAUGACGAGAUUAUCGGUUUUUUAUGGCUCAUGCUUCGAUAUCCUGUCACAUUGGACGUCAUAGACCUGAUACAAAACCAACACACGAAGGAAACUCUGGAAGGAGCCCAAAGCUCACUAGAUGAUAUCUUUCCCAGACUGUUCUAUCGCGCGAUCGAAACUGGUAGUAUCAAUGCAGUUGAACAUUUGCUGGAUACCUACCGCAAAUUCGACCCUUACUCGCCUACUCUAAACCCCUCUACAUCAACGUUCAUCUUUUGCACACAAUAUCUGAGAUGGCGCCCUGAGCUGGAGAGCUAUACCGACUUCUUUGGGCCUGCACCGCUGUGUUAUGCCAUAAUACAGUCGCAGGACCACGUUGUUGAAGUCCUUCUCAACGAUGGGCGGAUACCUCAGCACGAAAUAACGGACACGACCACGCACGACGGAAGCUUAGAUCUAUGGGACAAGCCGAUAGGCGUUGCCAUGAAGCUGAAGCGCAUUAGGGUUCUGAAAUUACUGACCUCGUCGCAGCAUUCUACGCUGCGAUUCAUCCUGUCAGAACACGAGAUUGAGCUGCUAUUAGAAUGUGCUAAAAAGCUCCCUGAUAGCUCUAUCGCGUCCUCACUCGAGAGAUUGAAACGGAGGCGUGAAGAAAGCACCGGCUCAUAUUAUCCCGAUGGCUCAGAAUCGUUCUAUCCCAAAAGCAACUUCAGCUCUUUCUAUCCCGGACAAGGCGAUAACUCACCAACUGUUCCUGACAUGCGGCACAACACGUUCACCUUGUUCCCGUCUGUCAACGCGCCUCCGGCACCAAAAGACGAGAAAUCUCUCGCGGUCAAUGAACUCUGA
Molecule: messenger RNA, 2190 nt
Organism: Alternaria postmessia
Lineage: Eukaryota; Fungi; Ascomycota; Dothideomycetes; Pleosporales; Pleosporaceae
Exons: 1
Coding region: 1-2190 (729 amino acids)
Source: RefSeq, a predicted model, not a curated record